This is a messenger RNA of Recurvomyces mirabilis, 357 nucleotides long. RefSeq lists its product as uncharacterized. The record is from RefSeq and is a predicted model, not a curated record. Bases 1 to 357 code for a protein of 118 amino acids. Lineage: Eukaryota; Fungi; Ascomycota; Dothideomycetes; Mycosphaerellales; Teratosphaeriaceae. The transcript has 2 exons.
AUGGCAUCACAAAGCCUCGAUCUGCUGGACGCCGAGCCGUCCCAAGAAUCCCAAGGCAUCGAGAUACCGAACGUGCAGAAGAAACUUGAGCAACACAAGCUUCGUCUCAAGCAACGCCGAAAGCAACGAAACGAGGCUAUCGCCCAAGGCCAUCGGGCACGUGUGGAUAAGCUGAAGGCUGAUUACGAGAGUGCAAGCACCAGACAUGCAGAAGCCAUGUACGUCUUCGCAUACUUCGCCCAAUGUACUCCAAAUAAAGUGCUAAUUGUAUGCUGGCAGACGAGCGAUUCGGUGCCCACAGGCCAACCACCUGCUGGAUCUUGUUCGUCGAAAGCGGCAACUGGUCACAGAGCUUGA